Molecule: messenger RNA, 560 nt
Organism: Lolium rigidum
Lineage: Eukaryota; Viridiplantae; Streptophyta; Magnoliopsida; Poales; Poaceae
Product: protein BOLA2-like
Exons: 3
Coding region: 59-343 (94 amino acids)
Biological process (GO): intracellular iron ion homeostasis
Cellular component (GO): nucleus; cytosol
Molecular function (GO): 2 iron, 2 sulfur cluster binding
Source: RefSeq, a predicted model, not a curated record
UUCGCUCCGCCGGAACAGACAGAGACCGAGAGGACAGGGAGCCGCCGCUUCGCCAGCCAUGGGCGUCACCAAGGAGGACGUGGAGGCCGCCGUCGCCGCCGCCCUCAGCCCGGCCCAUCUCGUGGUCACCGAUACAUCCGGCGGAUGCGGCGCGAGCUACGAGAUCGAGGUGGUGUCGGACAAGUUCGAGGGGAAGCGGCUGCUGGAGCGGCACCGGAUGGUCAACACCGCGCUGGCGCCCCACAUGGCCGAGAUCCACGCCGUCUCCAUCAAGAAGGCGCUCACCCCGGCGCAGGCCCAGCCCCAGCCGGAGCCUGCCGCCGCUGAAAAGGCGCAGCCUUGAUUUCGCUCGCUCCAAGGUCCAAGCACAAUCGUCUCUGCCUGAAUAAUGUAGUAGCAGAUGCAUUUGCAGAACUGGAACUUCCGUAGUACUGAUGCUCUAUGCUGCUUAACUGAUUGGAUUUCACUGUCUGCUUGCUGUAAUGGGUUUCAUUGAGACCGCGUUGCAUCAUGUCCCUGAAUUAUGCCAUAUAUGGUACACGGUGUGCUGAUUCUGAUUA